Molecule: messenger RNA, 534 nt
Organism: Lucilia cuprina (Australian sheep blowfly)
Lineage: Eukaryota; Metazoa; Arthropoda; Insecta; Diptera; Calliphoridae
Product: cuticle protein 38-like
Exons: 3
Coding region: 19-534 (171 amino acids)
Source: RefSeq, a predicted model, not a curated record
CUCAGUAAAUCAAACAAAAUGUUCAAAUUCACUGUUGUCAUCUUCGCCCUCAUUGCCUGUGCUGCUGCCAAACCCGGUUUUGUUGCUCCUUUGGCUUACACUGCUCCAGCCGCUGUUGUUGCUGCCCCUGCUCCCGUUGUCACUGCCACCAGUAGCCAAGUUAUUGCCCGCAACUACAAUGGUAUUGCCACUGCUCCCGUUGUUGCCCCCGUAGCUGCUCCCGUUGUUGCCAAGACUGUUGCUUAUACUGCUCCUGUAGCUGCUGCUUAUACAGCUCCCGUUGUAGCUAAAUAUGCUGCGACCUACUCUACUCCCUUGGCUUACUCCGCUCCAUUGACUUAUGCUGCCGCUCCUGUAGCUUAUGCUAAUGCUCAUUUGGAUGCCGCUUAUGCCAGCAGCCGUGUUGAUAUUAAGCAAAACUAUAAUGCUGCCGUUGUCCCUGCCACUUAUGCUGCCGCCCCUGCUGUUCAAGUAGCUACACCUUUCGCUGCCGUAGCUCCUCUUAAAUACACUGCUGCUCCCGUUUUAUUGUAA